Betta splendens (Siamese fighting fish) is the source of this 4005-nucleotide messenger RNA. It is a transcript of the gene tom1l2a, whose product is annotated as TOM1-like protein 2. Gene Ontology annotation, molecular function: phosphatidylinositol binding; clathrin binding; ubiquitin binding. NCBI's taxonomy places the organism in Eukaryota, Metazoa, Chordata, Actinopteri, Anabantiformes, Osphronemidae. Gene Ontology annotation, biological process: signal transduction. Gene Ontology annotation, cellular component: endosome; membrane. The transcript is spliced from 16 exons. Bases 94 to 1743 code for a protein of 549 amino acids. The record is from RefSeq and is a predicted model, not a curated record.
UUCUUCAAUUGGAUUUCUCUGUGGGCGGGGCCUAGUGGCGCCGCCUCCGGGCCUCAGCUUCGCUCGUUCCCGAGCGGAUUGUUUGUUGUCAAAAUGGAGUUCCUGCUUGGCAAUCCGUUCAGCACUCCGGUGGGCCAGUGCAUAGAGAGAGCCACAGAUGGAGGCCUACAGAAUGAAGACUGGUCCCUCAACAUGGAAAUCUGUGACAUCAUAAAUGAGACAGAAGAGGGGCCAAAAGAUGCGAUGCGGGCGCUGAAGAAGAGACUCAGCGGCAAUAAGAACUACAGAGAAGUGAUGCUGGGGCUAACUGUGUUGGAGACAUGCGUGAAGAACUGUGGCCACAGGUUUCAUGUGCACGUGGCCAACAGAGAUUUCAUAGAUGGAGUACUGGUCAAAAUUAUCUCUCCAAAGUCCAAUCCUCCAACCAUUGUACAAGACAAAGUACUGUCCCUCAUACAGGCCUGGGCUGACGCCUUCAGGAGUAGCCCUGAUCUAACCGGGGUGGUCCACAUUUAUGAGGAGCUGAAGAGGAAGGGCAUUGAGUUCCCAAUGGCAGACCUAGAUGCAUUGUCUCCAAUCCACACACCGCAAAGGGGUACACCAGAAGUGGACCCAGCCAUGAGCAAGUACCUGGCCCCCUCCUCGCCUGCUGCAGGCGCUCCUAAGCCUGCCGUGACCCCUGCCCCGUGCUCUGCCACGCAGGUCUCCCACAUCCCCGGCCCCAUCACUGCAACCCCUGAACAGAUCGCCCGGCUGCGCAGUGAACUGGAUGUAGUGAGAGGAAACAUCAAAGUCAUGUCAGAGAUGCUAACAGAGAUGGUCCCUGGCCAAGAGGACGCUUCUGACCUUGAGUUACUGCAGGAGCUGAACGGGACGUGCAGGGCUAUGCAGCAGAGAGUGGUUGAGCUGAUUUCAUGCGUUUCUAACGAGGAAGUCACCGAGGAGCUGCUACAUGUCAAUGAUGACCUCAACAACAUUUUCCUCCGAUAUGAGAGGUAUGAGAGGUACAGGUCGGGUAGAGCUGCACAGAACAACGGGAUGUUGUCCGAGGCCACCGAGGACAACCUGAUAGACCUUGGUCCAGGCUCACCUUCUGUGGUUACGCCAAGGAUCACGUCCAGCCCUCCACCCUGCUCCACUGCUGGAGCCACUGCUGGAGCCACCGCUGGAGCCGCUGCUCCCCCAGCUCCCAACCCCACUGCCGCCUCACUGUCCACUGCACUAGCUAGCCUUGAUGUAGGUUCAGACAGUGUGAGCGGCACGCUGUCCUCUCUAUCAGGCCGUGACCAGGAUGACUUUGACAUGUUUGCGCAGACCAGGAGCAGCUCUCUGGCUGAACAACGUAAAAAUGUAAAGUAUGAGGACCCACAGGCUCUGGGUGGUCUGGCGUCAGCUUUGGAUGUAAGACAGCAGAAUGCAGGAGGGCUGAGGGUUAAAGGGGAUGAUAACCCAGCAGAUCAGGAGCUGCCCAUAGACAGCUGGCUUAUUACCCAAGGAAUGAUCCCCGUAUCGCAGUCCUCUGUCAUGGAUGACAUAGAGGAGUGGCUCUGUGCUGACGUGAAAGGAGAUGGAGCUGAGGAAGGGGUGACCAGUGAAGAGUUUGACAAAUUCCUUGAGGAGCGAGCCAAGGCAGCAGACACCCCUCCAUCCCCCCCAGGAGCUGACCCUGCCCUCCCAGCUCGUGCCACUAGCAGCAACCACAAGAAAGCUGAACGGGCGGAAGAUUCACUCUUUGCCUUGUAGACUGUUUUCAGAAAAGCUUAAUGUCUCUAUUGGGCAUCUAAAGGUCUCUGCCCCAAACCAUUACCAGAAUGGUUACAUCACUGACUGGUAGUGGUGUAGUAAGUGAUCUCCGCCUCCUUGUCGCUCUCAUGCCACAGUGUUGCUCUAGCAUACAGAGGUCCAACAUGUUUACUGUGCACUGCUGUGUUGCAUUUUUACUAUAUGGAUGUAUUAAUCUGUUAGUGUUGGAUGUACUACCUGUAGACCUGAAUCUCAUUUGUACCGCUCCACCAAAGGAAGACAACCUGAACUGUCUGACAUGAUCUUAAAAUGUGGUAUAUUACUGCAUGAUUGAUGGAGACGUUCACUGCGGAUCUGUACUUUGUUAGUAUGGAAGCAUAACAUUAGGACUACAUUGUGGUAUUUUACUGCACCGACCUAAUUGCUAAUUUAAGCAUUUGUUGUUUUAAUGGCUUGUUAUAUAUUAUGUAACUAGCUCUGUGGUUAUGGUCGAGCUCUGCAUUUAUUUUUAGCUACAAAUAUUUCCAGAAGAGUCCUGGUAAUGCUUUUAAUGUGCUGCUUUUAGCGAUGUAAAGAAACGGCUCAUGCCAACUAGAGUAUGAUUAUAACAGCUAAAUCAUAGCUAAUCUAUGUGUAUGCUAGCAUUCCUUUAAAAGAAAGGGAAUAAAAAAACUAACACACCUAUAAAGCACCAGUUAAGAUUCUCAGUUAUGUUUUAAAUGGCUAAUCGAGCGGCAGGUGGCAUGAAAAAUGUCCACUGGUCUUUUCAACUCCUGAGAAGCUAAAACAAAUUGCAAAAGGUUUAUUUUGCAAUUGGGUUUUCAAUUGCAGCCACAUUCAACAAUUCCAAAGACUAUUAAGGCUUUAAAGACCAACUGUAACUUGAUUUUAUGUGUAAUUAAAGUACACGUUUCUAAAUGUUAAGGGAUGAUGAACGUUCUCCUGCUACAACUAAUGUCUGUGCACUUUGAAGCAAGUAUUUUGUCCUUUUUGUUUACAAGAUUGUUAAUAUUUUUCUAGGGAUGGGAUGGGAACUGGUGUUUAGAAUAACUUCAUUAUGCACAUAACUUUUCUAGCAAGUGUAAGUGCUGAUCAUGUUGACGCAGAAGUAGAUGGACGGUUGAACUUAUAACUGCAAAGUUUUUGAUGGCAUUAGAAACAUGCAAGUCAAAUCAUGGUGUUUCAGUUAUUGAAUGACUUCAUGGCACCAUAAUUGACAAACUAUACAGCAAAGCAAAGGCGCUGUUGUCACUCAAAAUGUGCUUAUACCUCAAAAUACAGGACUUUGUUUUUGUACUUGGCUAAAAAUGUAUUGGCUUAUAAUUUUCCUUAAGAAAGAGGUUCAUGUGUUAUUUGAUCCCCUCAUUGUAUUUUAUAGUUCACAUAAAAAGAAAACAUGUUUGUGUUUAGUUUUCUUGAUAGUUUUGUGGUUCAGGCUGAAGCAUGCAUCAGACCAACAUUAUUGUACUUCAUCUUUGUUUUAUGUAGUCAAAGCAAUAUUUUGAUUCCACUUUUGAUUAAUUUGUUCUUGUUGGACCUGCUGCCCAGCAGCUGUUACUGACUGACUGUAGUUUGUCCUGGGUGUACUUAAGAUCACACUUUGAGGCAAAACACAAUCCUGCCUUCAUUCCAUCUCUUUUUGCUGAUGCGUUGGUUUGUUUUAACUUACACAGCAAUUAAAGCUUGUUUUCCAUUCAAUUUAAGAACCUUGUCAAUCAGAUACAGUCCAUUUAAAAAAGUUGUGAAGACCUAAAUAUUGCCCAUAUUGUCAGACUAUAUUCAUUGUGUAAUACUUGUUGAGACAUAUGCAAUGCUCAUGUUGAUAAUCUGUUUGUGUACGUAAUCAUAAUAAUUAUUUAAAUGUAUUUUAGUUGAUGAGCUUUAACUUGUUUUUAAUGCCUCGUGGCUAUAAAGGGUUAAUAUGGUUGCCAGGUAAUUGAUUAAUUAAUUACAAGAUGCCGGCUGAAUGGAGAUGACUAAUUGGGAACUUAAUUUCCUGUGAUUGUGUGUUGCCUAUCUCUGAAUCUGUAACAGAGUAUUGUGUUACUUGCUUUUAUGAAGCUUAGGUCCUGUUUGCAAUGGUUACUGAAUGUCUUUUAAUACUGACAAGGCAGAAACCUCUGAACCUGAAAGGUUUGUUUCCUGCUGGUGGAUGUCUUAUGUCUGUUCGGCUGUGCAUUGCGCUGCCAUUACUAAUGGUCAGAUUUUUGACCUAACGCACAUGUAACUGGCCAAUAAAACACUAGCAACGUGUGACCUCUA